AUGUCAUACUGCCAAGGGACAUUGGGAACAGUUGAACCAGGUACCCCGGGCGGCACACGCAAUGUAACUGAGUGUUCGGACCGCCAAAUACUCUUCUCGUUUGAUCCUACCGAAGACUGGACCGAUAUCACACAUGGCCCGACAUUAGAAUGGCCGCGUGUGAUCAGCGAUGACUUUCAUGCUUUCCGACUGACUACCCAGUCAAUGGCCGUGCUAUAUUGCAUCGGUGUGAGUGCCAUAGGAGCCGUACUCCUAGCCCGGGUGGCAUCCUUUAUCGCGCAUAGGGCCCAGCAGGGACUAUUUGAGUUUGGGUUCCUAGUGCUCGGAUCCCUCAGUAUGAGUAUAGCGUCUAUUAUUGCCACGGUUGUCGCCUUUGAAUUCGUGGCUUUGAUUAAUGCCCACGGGGAUGGGUCGAACGUUUCGGCUAGAUACGGCGACAAGUUCCUCGGUAUGACUUGGGCUGCGGCUGGCCUACUUCUGGCGGGGAGUAUCGCUAGUUUCGUUAAUGUCUUUGUCCGGGCGCCAGUGGAGGAAGAGCCUAUGGUUGUCUCCAAAGAUGAGGAAGAGGGCUAA
Penicillium malachiteum is the source of this 573-nucleotide messenger RNA. Its product is annotated as SUR7/PalI family protein. NCBI's taxonomy places the organism in Eukaryota, Fungi, Ascomycota, Eurotiomycetes, Eurotiales, Aspergillaceae. Gene Ontology annotation, biological process: fungal-type cell wall organization. Gene Ontology annotation, cellular component: cell cortex of cell tip; plasma membrane. Bases 1 to 573 code for a protein of 190 amino acids. The transcript is spliced from 2 exons. The record is from RefSeq and is a predicted model, not a curated record.